AUGGCAGCAGAACAGAAACUCAAGGUUGCCGUUGUUCAAGCUAGUACACCGCUGUAUGACUUAGCCAAGACCCUCGAGAAGCUCGAAAAAUACGUGACCGAAGCCUCGGAGAAGCAGGUCGACCUUGUGGUAUUCCCAGAGGCCUUUAUUGGAGGCUAUCCAAAGUAUACUACUUUCGGUAUGCAUAUUGGUGAGCGUACGCCCGCAGGACGAGACGAGUACUUACGAUACCACAGCAACGCAAUUGAGGUUCCUGGACCUGUUACCGACCUUUUGGGCUCGCUGGCAAACAAGGCUAACUUGUACAUUGUGAUCGGAGUCAUUGAAAAGGAAGCUACCACAGGCACACUCUUUUGUACCGCCCUUCACAUCGAUCCCGAGUUGGGCCUUGUGGCGAAACACCGCAAGAUCAUGCCCACCGCUCAAGAGCGAACUGUGUGGGGCCAAGGCGACGGCUCAACCCUUCCUGUUGUUACGUAUAAACGAUCUCCCACUCUUUCGGCACGUGUGUCGAGUACUAUCUGCUGGGAAAACUAUGUGCCUAUGCUGCGCCAACAUUAUUACAAUCAGGGUGUCCAAAUUUACUGUGCGCCUACCGUCGACACUCGAGAGGUUUGGGCUUCUACCAUGACGCACGUUGCUUUGGAAGGACGCUGCUUUGUCCUCUCUGCCAAUCCGUUCAUGCUGUUCAAGGACUAUUCUGAGGGUUACUCAUUGCCUGCCAACAGCGAUCCUGAAGGUGUCUCCAUGGCCGGUGGUAGCAUGAUUGUUUCGCCCCUCGGUGAAGUAUUGGCUGGACCUUUGCGCGAGAAGGAAGGAUUGCUCACUGCCGAUAUUGAUCUGAACGAUAUCAUCCGGGCUAAAUUGGAUUUGGACAACGGUCUUACGGGCCACUAUAACCGUCAAGACAUCUUCAAACUGCUUGUCAAUGAGAAGGGUUUCCAGGGUUAA
This is a messenger RNA of Zychaea mexicana, 951 nucleotides long. RefSeq names its product nitrilase II. Gene Ontology annotation, molecular function: catalytic activity. The record is from RefSeq and is a predicted model, not a curated record. The coding region runs from base 1 to 951 and encodes 316 amino acids. The transcript has 2 exons. Lineage: Eukaryota; Fungi; Mucoromycota; Mucoromycetes; Mucorales; Lichtheimiaceae.